AUGUCUCCUACAGUCCGCUGUGCCCCCGGUGAUUUACGCACAUCCAGAGACUCGGCCGCGCGCAGCAGGUUUUCUCCGACGCUCCGCAGCCCCGCAGAUGAAGCUGGUGACGCUGCAGAAACCUCUUUUCUCCACAAACUACCGUCAGUCUUCGGAGGAGCAGCGACCUCCAAACCCCCGCAGCACAGAACCAGACAGCGGGGCAGGCGCAGGGUGAAGGCCAACGACAGGGAGCGUAGCCGCAUGCACAACCUGAACUCGGCCCUGGACGCGCUGAGGAGCAUCUUACCGGCGCUGCCCGAAGACGCCAAGCUGACCAAGAUCGAGACUCUGCGGUUUGCGCACAACUACAUCUGGGCCCUGACCGAGACCCUGCGCAUGGCGGACCAGCACGGGCACACGGCGGGCUACCUGCCGGUGGUGUCGGAGCUCCGGAGCCCGUCCAGCGUCCUGUCCGCAGACUCCGGCUACACGGGCUUGGAUGAGUUUGACACAAGAGGCUCUUACACAUCAGUCAAUGAGAGGAACUGUAGAAUCUUUGGAACAGUAACUGGAUAA
Hippoglossus stenolepis (Pacific halibut) is the source of this 558-nucleotide messenger RNA. RefSeq names its product neurogenin 3 (gene neurog3). Gene Ontology annotation, molecular function: protein dimerization activity. NCBI's taxonomy places the organism in Eukaryota, Metazoa, Chordata, Actinopteri, Pleuronectiformes, Pleuronectidae. The transcript is spliced from 2 exons. The record is from RefSeq and is a predicted model, not a curated record. Bases 1 to 558 code for a protein of 185 amino acids.